GCACGAGAAUCACAUUUCCAUUGAAACUACGUUGGCAAAGAUCUGCAGCUGAAAAUAGCUGUAUGAUUGAUGUAAAUUGAAAUAUGUUUCUUCCAGUUGAUUUUUUGUAUAUCUUUCUGGUGUUUUGUGUUGAUAGUCGAGGGGUUGUAGCGCAAUCUUCAACAACGUUGUUUGCUGGCGAUUACCCGGUUGUCGCAUAUGCGAUUGGCUCAACUGCAAAUGUUGCCACAACCUAUUUAAUGGCAUGCCCAGCGGGUUCAAACCCCUCGACAUGUAACUUUCAACAGCCAUACACGUUAACGCAAGGACCCUCAACCGUUCAAUAUGCAAUGACAUUCUCUGGCUCCACAACAAUGACUUUAGGUUGCGCACUGUCCGGAUCCGCAUCAAUGACAUGUCAGGCGACCGAAUUGAUCCCCGGAACUACCAAAUUUGCAUCAACAACCAUUACCGGGGCUGCAGCUACUUCACAAUUCCGAGCAAUUUCAAUUGCUACAGAUUCUGUAGCUUUACUUACGUAUGCUGUUGUUGCGACUACUGCGACUAGUUCGAGCGCGAUAGCAUCGAGUUCUAGUGCGGCAGUAUCAGAGACAAGUUCGGCUAAAAGCACAACUAUUACAUCUGCACCAAUAUUGGUAGAGACAAGUAAUGGAAACACAACUGGCACUAUUGGAACGAGCUCGAAGACUUUGUUGCCAGGAACUGCGACUCCUCUGUCUUCAUUGUCGAGUGUUGCUUGGUCAAGUAGUAGUCCUACUGCCUCCAGUGUCGCUCCAACGAGCUCUUCGGGAGCCGGGGUAAGAGAUGGUGCUGGCCUUGGAUUGUUGGGAGUUAUGUGUAUGAUUGGUAUGGGGCUUCUGGGAUUAUGAUAAUAUGCGACGAGAUAUGAGGGUAGGGAACAGGGAUGUCAAUUACGAGGAAUGGAGAGGACAUGACGGCAAAUUAUCAUGGGAUGGUUUUGGUUGAUUGAUGUGAGCAUGUAUGUGAUUAUGUUUCGGGGUUGGAAAGCAUUUUAUGGUUGUUUAUAGCGAACGAUGGCGACAGUAUAGCGAUUUGUAUAAAUUCUUAGAUUUCGUACAUUGGGGGGAAGGAAGUGUUGAGUUGAUAUGAUUAGUGAGUUGUUAGAUGAGAUACCAAUUUUAGAAACCCUUUCGCCA
This is a messenger RNA of Botrytis cinerea B05.10, 1157 nucleotides long. RefSeq lists its product as hypothetical. The record is from RefSeq and is a predicted model, not a curated record. NCBI's taxonomy places the organism in Eukaryota, Fungi, Ascomycota, Leotiomycetes, Helotiales, Sclerotiniaceae. The coding region runs from base 84 to 869 and encodes 261 amino acids. The transcript has 3 exons.